GCACUUUGCGACUUAAAGCUACAGCUGCUUUGGGUUUCUAUCAUUUGCGGCUGUGGAGUGUUAACUCUGAGUCGUGGAAAUAGCAUUCCAAAUUAACCCUAAUUACAGCUUUGGCUUAGUAGAAGAAGAAAGGGCGGUGGUGGAGUUAAUUACAGAGUUGCAGUAGGUUUUUGAAUUUCACUCCAGGUAAAACCCUAAUUUUGGUUUUGUUCAAUCUAGGGUUUGUACUUUGUAUACAUGACCAAGCGUAAAGAUUCCAAUCCUUUAACAAGUCCUUUCAAUCUUCGUAAGCGAAUCGAAACACUAGAAAAAUCAUCGAAACAUAGUAAAUUAGGAGUAAAUGAAAUUGUUGAACAUCUUCUAACUGAUUUCCCCGAAUACACUAAUCAAGAAGAGGUUGGGGAAUUUACUGAACGUGUCCAACGAGUAAUGAAGUUGAAACAGAAAAGAAAUUCAGGUUCUAAAAGAGGUAAUGAUUUUGACGACAAUGAUAUUGCUGCCGCUUCUCCGAUUCCUGCUAAUAAAAAGGAUAAGAAGAAGAGGAGGAUGAAGGAAAAGCAUUGCCCGUCAGGGUCGGUAUCUUCUUCAGCAAAUGAUAAUGCUUCGGAAGUAGAAAAUCGAGGUGAUUCGACAUCUGACAGUGACGCAAUUUAUGAGCAAAAAGUAAGACCUGAAACCGAUUUGAUGAGAGAUAUGCUUAGGUUUAAUCAAGGGGGUGGUUACCGUCCCAGGGGUGAGAAUUCAGAAAAGAAGAAUUUGGAAAUCGAAGUUGAUACUGAAUCAAAGAAGAAGACACAAAUGAUGGGAGUGGGACCAAGUAAAGGUGAAACAACAACCGGGAAGGGUAAUUCGAGCAGGGGUUCAAAGGGUGUUGUUGGAGAUAUAGAGGCAAAGAAUGAUGACGAUAAGGUGGUGAAGGAUGGGCCAAUGUUUAAGGAUAUUGGAGGAAUUAAAGGGAUUCUGGAUGAGUUGAUCAAUGAGAUACUUGUUCCACUUUGCCAUCCAGAAUUGCCUCAGCGCUUGGGAGUUAAGCCUCUGUCUGGGAUUUUGUUACAUGGACCACCUGGAUGUGGCAAAACCAAGCUUGCUCAUGCUAUUGCGAAUGAAACUGGAAUUUCAUUUUACAAAAUAUCUGCUACUGAAGUGGUUUCUGGUGUCUCAGGUGCAUCUGAAGAGAACAUACGUGAUCUGUUCUCAAAAGCAUAUAGGACUGCUCCUUCUAUUGUAUUCAUUGAUGAGAUUGAUGCUAUUGCUUCUAAAAGGGAAAAUCUACAGAGGGAGAUGGAAAAACGAAUAGUGACACAGCUAUUGACUUGCAUGGAUGAAUCAUACGAAGUCCUAGGAAAAACUGAUGCAGAUUCUGGCUCAACAACUUCUGGAAAAAAACCUGGUUAUGUUCUUGUAAUUGGAGCCACAAAUAGACCUGAUGCUGUGGAUCCUGCUCUCAGGAGGCCUGGACGAUUUGAUCGAGAGUUUGCUUUGGGUGUUCCUGAUGAAAAAGCACGGGCUGAAAUCUUAUCCUUGCUGUCACGUAAUCUUAGACUUGAGAUGGGUUGUAAUUUUGAUCUUGCGAAAAUUGCUAGAGCUACACCGGGCUUUGUUGGAGCUGACUUGUCAGCAUUGGUUAACAAGGCUGGUAAUCUUGCGAUGAAAAGAAUAAUUGAUAGCAGGAAACCCAUUAAUGAAGAGACCAAUGUACAGUGGUGGAGGCAAUCGUGGGAAGCUGGGGAUAUGGAAGGGCUCAGCAUUAGCAUGGGUGAUUUUGAGGAUGCAGUAAAAAUGAUUCAACCAUCAUCAAGAAGAGAAGGAUUCUCAGCUAUUCCUAAUGUUAAGUGGGAGGAUGUUGGAGGGCUUGAUCUUCUGAGAAAGGAAUUUGACCGGUAUAUUGUUAGCCGUAUAAAACACCCCGAGGAAUUUGAGGAAUUUGGCGUAGAUUUGGAGCAAGGAUUUUUGCUUUAUGGACCUCCUGGUUGUGGUAAAACUCUAAUUGCCAAGGCCAUAGCAAAUGAGGCUGGAGCAAAUUUCAUACACAUUAAGGGACCUGAACUUCUGAACAAGUACGUGGGAGAGAGUGAGUUGGCAGUACGAACAAUAUUUAGUCGUGCUCGGACAUGUUCUCCAUGCAUUCUUUUCUUUGAUGAGGUGGAUGCUUUGACAACAAAGCGGGGAAAAGAUGGGGGAUGGGUUGUUGAGCGGCCAUUGACCCAGCUACUUAUAGAGCUAGAUGGGGCUGAUAAACGACGAGGUGUGUUUGUAAUUGGUGCAACAAACAGACCCGAGGUGAUGGACGAAGCUAUCAAGCGACCGGGUCGGCUGGGGAAACACAUGUAUGUCCCUCUUCCGGGUCCCAGAGAACGUGGGUUGAUUUUAAAAGCCAUUGCCAGGAAUAAACCCAUAUCUGAGGAUGUAGAUUUGGCUGCAAUUGGGCAAGAAGAAGCUUAUGAGAAUCUAAGUGGAGCUGAUCUUGCUGCAGUGAUUAAUGAAGCUGCCAUGAUUGCCCUAGAAGAGAAGCGAAUGUCAGGUGAGGGCAGUUUUGAAAUGAAGAAAUGGAUGAUCAACAAAACACACUUUGAUCGAGCAGUGGAGAAGAUUGCACCAUCUGUUUCAGACAAGCAAAGAAGAUACUAUGAGAAACUGUAAAGGCAUUCAGGCGUUGGUGAUUAGAACGAUAGCGUGCACAAAGAUCCAGAUUACACAUACAUUAAAGCAUAAUAUACCAUGUUGCCAGAUGAAUUAGCAAGAGCAAUCCUAAGAUGCUUUGACAAAAAUGAGGACCAUCAACUUUAGCUGGCUGCUAGAGCUUCUGAUCCAAUCACAGUCUCGCUGAGUGUUCAGCUCAUCAACCAUCAACAUUUGUAGCAGAAAGCGUGAUCACAUGAGUCUACAGUGAGCAUUAAGGUGGCAAAAAGAGACGACUGGAAAACAUGGAAGUUAAAAGAAAAUCAAGAAACUAAUUUAUUCUACAUAUAAUUUUUUUCCCUUCUUUGAAUACAUAAAAUAAAAAUCUGUAUACAUCAUCUUUUUCUUUGGCAUGGAGCAUUAAAGAUAAAUAGAGAAUUCACAGUUGAAUUGCAA
Messenger RNA from Papaver somniferum (opium poppy), 3075 nucleotides. RefSeq names its product cell division control protein 48 homolog C-like. Gene Ontology annotation, biological process: ribosome biogenesis. The coding region runs from base 238 to 2640 and encodes 800 amino acids. Gene Ontology annotation, molecular function: preribosome binding; ATP hydrolysis activity; RNA binding. Lineage: Eukaryota; Viridiplantae; Streptophyta; Magnoliopsida; Ranunculales; Papaveraceae. The record is from RefSeq and is a predicted model, not a curated record. The transcript is spliced from 10 exons. Gene Ontology annotation, cellular component: nucleus.